Molecule: messenger RNA, 1859 nt
Organism: Carya illinoinensis
Lineage: Eukaryota; Viridiplantae; Streptophyta; Magnoliopsida; Fagales; Juglandaceae
Exons: 2
Coding region: 493-1587 (364 amino acids)
Source: RefSeq, a predicted model, not a curated record
AGUCUCGUGUAUUAGAUUAUAAUAUUACUUAUUUACAUUCUUUACACGUGUAGUGUAUGUUUAUUUUAUUCUUUUGUAUACAGUACCUUAGUGAGAUAUAAAAUGUAUAAAUAGGAGACUUUGAGUCUUGUACAGAUACGGAUAUUAUUUUUCUAAUGCAAUGAAUGACAUUCAGUGGAAAGAAGAGAAUUUAAUAUGGUAUCAGUAGAAUUUUUUCCGCAAUUACCCUUACUUUCCCUUACUUUCCCUUUCGUGUUUCCAGCUUGUUUCUCUUUCGUGUUUCCAGCUUGUUUCCUUUUCCGUGUUUCCAGCGUCUUUCUUUUCUUCCGAGAUUUUCUGUUUCUCACGUCCUUCCUAUGCGAUUUCAUCUCUUGAUUUCAUUCGAUUAUUUUUUGUUUGGCUCCUGAUCUUGUUGUUUUGUGAAUUCGAUUUCAAUUUGAUUUCCUUGAUUUCGAUUUUCUUUUCUUUUCCUCAAUCAUAAACCCUAGAAUCAUGCCUGAGACAGAUUCAUCCUCUUUUUCCCCUCCCAUUCUCAACGUAGAAGCCGAUCCUCGAAGUCCUUUCUAUCUAACGACUGCAGAUCAUCCUAGUGUGCUUCUCGUCAGUGAGAAACUCCACACAAGCAAUUACCAUUCCUGGAGCCGAUCUACGUUUCUUUCCUUGAAAGCGAGAAACAAGUUAGGUUUUAUUGAUGGAUCUCUUCAUCCUCCUGCUCAAACUGAUUCAUUGUUUUCUUCGUGGAGCAAAUGUGACACUAUUGUCCUCUCCUGGCUCCUAAAUUCGUUGUCCCCUAAAAUUGCUCAAAGUGUCAUUUAUAUUGAUACUUCUCGUGCGAUGUGGCUGGAAUUGAAGGAGCGUUUUUCUCAAGGGAACGGACCUCGUGUAUUUGAGUUGCAGACUGCCAUCUCUGCCCUACGACAGAAUCAAAGCGAUGUAAGUACUUACUUCACUGAAUUGAAAGUGCUUUGGGAUGAACUGUUGAAUUAUCAACCUCUACCAAUGUGCAUCUGUCGAGGCUGUACAUGUAAUUCAUCCAAGACCUUUGCUGCAUAUCAUCACAAGAGUUAUGUGAUGACAUUUCUCAUGGGGCUUACUGAUGUAUUUGAUGCUGUGAGAGGUCAGAUUUUAAUGAUGGAACCUCUGCCAUCUAUUAACAAAGUUUUUAGUCUUGUUAUACAAGAAGAACGCCAAAGGCUUCUUAGUCAGAGGCAUACUCCUUCUGUAUCUGUUGAGUCUGUUGCUUUAGCUGCUAAGCCAGACACUGUAGUUAGGAAUUUUAAACUUCCUACACGAAGCAAGGUCACCUGUAGUCACUGUGGCAUUUCUGGCCAUACAGUUGACCGGUGCUACAAAAUCCAUGGAUAUCCUCCUAACUAUAAAUUUCGAGAUAAGACUAAAGGUGUUAAUGCCACUGCCAAUGCUGUUCAGAACACUGAUUUGACUUCCUUGUCGCUCACUGCGGAUCAGUGUCAACAAUUACUAGCCUUACUCAAACCAGCUGCUUCCUCUCCACCUUCUUCAGUAAACAUGGCUUUAAUUCCCAAUUUUUCAGGACCUAGUAACCUCGAAGAUGAUUGGGAUGGGUGAAAUGCAAGAUGGCCUCUACAGAUUGACUUUUCCUCAGUCAUCUAUCAUUUCCAGGGAAUCUUCUACUCCUACAUCUUGUUUUUCCAUUCAAUCUAAUGUAGCCUUGUGGCACUUUAGAUUAGGUCAUUCAUCUUCUUCUAGAUUGCAAUCUUUACGGCAGUUUAUUCCUGUUUUGCAUUCUAAAUUUGAUACUUGUACCACUUGUCCAAUUGCAAAACAGAAACGUUUAUCUUUUCCUAUUGGUCAUCAUAAAUGUAAUGCAUCAUUUGAUU